Saprolegnia parasitica CBS 223.65 is the source of this 282-nucleotide messenger RNA. RefSeq lists its product as hypothetical. The transcript has 2 exons. NCBI's taxonomy places the organism in Eukaryota, Oomycota, Saprolegniomycetes, Saprolegniales, Saprolegniaceae. The record is from RefSeq and is a predicted model, not a curated record. Bases 1 to 282 code for a protein of 93 amino acids.
AUGCAGCGCGCCCUUGCCAACCCCGCGAACCUCCAGGUCGAGCUCCGCCACGUCGGCCGCAUCGUCGCGCCGCUUACCACGUGGGCUGCGCCCCUCGGUGCCAUCGUCGCCUGGUGCGCGUGGCCCGGCCUCACGGCUGAGUUCAAGGAAGAGACCUUGGGCAUCAAGCAGGCGCCGGCGCACGGUUCGAUCGCGGCCGCUGCCAACCUCCGCCCCAGCUCCAAGUACAAGUACAUCAAGAACGAGAUUGGCGAACGCCCGUCAUUUAAUUCGACCCAAUGA